GGACCAGGAGUUUGCAGAAUCCUCUGCCGAGUGACAGAGUUCAAUUCUUUAAACCAUGGAUGCUGCUCAAGAAAACGCAGACGUACGCCCAGCCAAUGUUGAUGAGAAUGAGCUUGCAAAGCGCGAGCAAGUGGCGAAGUUCCAACACGCUAUCUCGUGUGGGGAUGAGGACUGCAGCCAGCCAAUUUGUUUGAAAAUAAAGGCCUUCAAGGACCACUUUGCUAUUUGCCAACAAAGAUCAAAUUGCCUGCACUGCAAGUUUCUCUUCAAGUUCUUCGGCUACCACGCCCAAAAGUGCACAGAUGAGAAGUGCCAGGUGCCGUUCUGCUUUCGCAUAAAGCAGAAAUUUGCGUUGAAUACAACUUUUUCACGUGUUAAGAGGCAUGGAGCUGUGGAUCUCCUGUAAGUUUUGACGUUU
Molecule: messenger RNA, 418 nt
Organism: Cydia splendana
Lineage: Eukaryota; Metazoa; Arthropoda; Insecta; Lepidoptera; Tortricidae
Product: protein cbp-1-like
Exons: 3
Coding region: 56-406 (116 amino acids)
Biological process (GO): positive regulation of transcription by RNA polymerase II
Cellular component (GO): transcription regulator complex; histone acetyltransferase complex
Molecular function (GO): histone acetyltransferase activity; chromatin DNA binding; transcription coactivator activity
Source: RefSeq, a predicted model, not a curated record